Molecule: messenger RNA, 534 nt
Organism: Striga hermonthica
Lineage: Eukaryota; Viridiplantae; Streptophyta; Magnoliopsida; Lamiales; Orobanchaceae
Source: the annotation of a GenBank genome assembly
AUGGGCAUCAAGAAGUUUUUCCAGGAACUGAAAACCAAGGUUUCGCCUUCGAGGCUGUUCAAGGCUAUGAUCAUCGACUCCCAACAAGUUUUGCCCAAUAUCGCAAGUUCCAUAAAGAGCGUUGAGAUCGUCCAAGGCAAUGCCAUUGCUGCUGGAUGCGUCGUCAAGACCACCUUUGAUGAUGGUGCUCCAUUCAAAGAUAAAGAUAUUAGACAUAAAGAACCGAGAGGUCGAACGGCCAUCGACCGAAAGAGUGCUCGCACAUGGCUCGAAGGUCGACCCACUUUGACUAACUCAAUGGAUAUGAGCGAGGACCUACUAACCGGGACUGGACAAGGGCCAGGGGUCGAGUCGGGCCCUGUAUUCGAGCCAAGGCAUACGGUCGACCCAUGCAAGGGUCUCGACCCGUCGACUCAUGUAAAGGUCUCGACCCACCAACCCAUUAAGGGCCUCGACCUGUUGAGCCUAACGGUCGACACACGUAAGAAUGCAUGGUAUAAGGCUAAGUCGACCCGCGAGAGGGUUGAACCAUGA